AAUGGUCCAGUCUUGUAUAUUGGCCCUUACCGCUAAUACGCAGACCUUGUCAUCCCCAUAGGCCACAUACCUGGCGUACCAGAAUCGGUGUCUUUAAGGUUAUAAAGUAAAAUGAUAAUGACUAUGGCAUUAUGUCCGAUAUUGAUAACCUACAAUAAUAAAUUAUUUAAGCAUUUCACUUUUUACAUUUUGGUCAUUUUUAUCGUACAGUUAUAUACAUAACUGAAUCAUACAUUUAAUUUCAUAUAUCAGAAAACAUUCAAAUGGCAAGACAAGUCCUUGCGGAGUACACAUAAAAACAUGCUUGAGCAAGUAGAAACUUGUUUUUCAAUGCUGGGCAUUAAGUUAAACAUCGAUGAACAACGAUUGCAAGGCAAACUUCCGCCUUCAGAAGAGGAAAAGGGACAAAAUAACGCAAAAGAAGAGAAAAUUAACCGUAGCUCUGAUGCGAGCGACAUUCAUACUAACAAAAUAAGACAGAUGGAAAAAGAGUUGAACAGUGCCAAGAAAUCAGUCCAAGCUCUAAAAGCGGAAAAUACAAAUUUGCAAGAAGAGGCUGCGAAAACAAUUCAAGAUCUACAAGCAGAAAAUACAAAGCAGAAACGUGAUAUGAUGCAUCUUCAUACUGAAAUAGACCGCCUUUAUCCGAAGCUAAAAUCACAUAAUCGACUAACAACCCCAGUACAGUUUUUCUAUCAACGCACAGGGGGAAUGAUUGACUCGGUACAAAAAGAACUAACAUCAAUUCUGGCAGGUUAUUUGCCCUCAGUCCGUUUUGAACGGUGUGAACGUACUGAUGACAUCGACCCAAAUAAGAUAUUGCUGGUGUUUUGCAUCAAUGCUUCUAGACUUGGGACAGAAGCGGCCAAUGCUAUUGAGGGAAUAAAAGUUCCGUCGAUAUAUUGUAUUUGUGAUAAUCUUAUGAUGCCAGUAUGAGUGCAGCACUUCAUAGAGAGUGUUUUGUUUAUAUUCUACCACACAUUACGAGGGGUGGUACAGUACGUCAUCAGCAGGUUCGCGCAACACUUUCCGAUGUGGCUUUUUUCUGUCAAACCCCCUCGAUUCGGUGAGUAAACUUGCGAUCAUUACAUUGAUAAUGAAUGGAUUUGAAAAUGACAUAUAGUCUAAAGUACCCACAUGUGUGUCUAGUUUAUCAUUGACGUUUAAAUUUUUCAAAACAGCAUUCCGUUUAAGACAACACUUCCCUAUCCACCACACCAUAUUAUAUCGCAUAAAAAAAGAUCCCACGCAUUUCUGACAAAUCAAAGCCUUGACGGGUGUUGUAUUAUGGCAAACAGAGGUCAGUGAUACUUUGAUUAGUUAACGGAAUCUGAACUUUCCAAGAAAUCAGUAAACUAAAAUUUCGCCUUUCCCUUUCACCAACUGAAUUGGUGCACUUCCCAGUUCACCAAUUUCCAGCAUGACUAAAAUCGGAUUGUGCUCAUAUAAAUGUGAUCACUCUGGCCUGAACGUUCUAUUAACUGGAGUAACGAAUUGUAACAGUGCUCCUUAUACAUCAUUUAAGAGUUUUAAGAUAUAAUUGAAAGAACGAGGCACAUGUUGAACAUUUGUUGUAUACUAUUAACGUGCAUAUGCAUGAUAUAAUAUUGUGUUCUCUUCAUUUCCUUAUAUUUGUUAUUUUAGGUGUAUGAAAAAUGAAAAAGGAGACAAAACCUCUGGCCUGCAUCAAUGGAAAUGUCAAUACAUGUUAAAGGGGUUUGCCGAAUGAUUGGCAUGAAUGACAUAGUUGACGUAUUAUAUUCGAAAAGCUGUACGACAUAAUUAACACUUUGAGAAGUGAACAACAUUCUCUAACGGCAUUUCUACAAACAAGGAUUUCUACGCUUAACUAGGUCUCUGUACCAAACACGACUAUGUCGGUUGCUAUUUGAAGGGUCCACGUGUUCAUCACAACAGCUCGGGAAAAAUGAAGAAUGACUGUAUCACGCCAUUUAAAGGGGCUUUAGAUGUGUGCUGGGAAAGAACAAGCGUGAAUGCAAAUGAAUUGUAAUUACCACUCAAUAGAAAGGGACACACUACCGAAUUGAAAGCGGUUCAGGAUUUAAUAAUGACUAAUAUUUAGACUUAAUGUGCCCACUUACAUGUUUUAACGCACAAUCUAUCUUAGGUAGCUUGAACAGUUGUAGAACAAUCUUACUUGCAAUCUAAAUUAUUUUACUUUUCUUAAAUUCUUCAGCUGUUAAAAAUGUUGCUGUAUAAAAGAUUAUUUAAUUUUGGUAAUUUUACUGAUUUAUUAUUCAAACCCUUUCACAGUUGAAGCCGUUGUGACACAGACAUAUGCACAUGCACUUCCAAGACAUAGCAGUAACUCAUUUCUCUUGUUAUCAGCUAAUUUUAUACUAGUAUAUUUACACACAUAUCAACGAAAGUAGA
This is a messenger RNA of Mercenaria mercenaria, 2394 nucleotides long. RefSeq lists its product as uncharacterized. Lineage: Eukaryota; Metazoa; Mollusca; Bivalvia; Venerida; Veneridae. The transcript is spliced from 4 exons. The record is from RefSeq and is a predicted model, not a curated record. Bases 301 to 936 code for a protein of 211 amino acids.